CAGGUUCGAGUAAGGCGACGACAAGGUCAAACUCGACAAGAUGAAGUACGUUCUGGUAUCUGGAGGCGUGAUCAGCGGCGUGGGAAAAGGCAUUAUUGCCUCUUCUGCAGGCCUGCUGCUCAAGACUAUGGGUCUGAAAGUCUCCAGUAUCAAGAUCGAUCCUUACAUCAAUGUCGACGCUGGCCUUAUGAAUCCACGCGAGCAUGGCGAGGUUUACGUCUUGAACGACGGCGGAGAGACCGAUCUCGACUUGGGAAAUUACGAGCGAUACCUCAACAUCACUUUGACUAGAGACAACAACAUCACUACCGGCAAGAUCUACGAGAGAGUCAUCUGGAAGGAGCGUAAUGGCAAGUACUUGGGCAAGACUGUCCAGGUAGUGCCGCAUGUCACGGGUGAAAUCGAGGAUUGGAUCGCGCGGGUCGCGAGAAUUCCUGUCGAUGACACCGGAGAAGAGCCAGAUGUCUGCAUUGUCGAAUUGGGCGGUACAGUUGGUGACAUCGAAAGCAUGGCAUUCGUCGAGGCUCUUUGCGAAUUGAGAAGAAACGCUGGUCGCGACAACUUCAUGCAAAUCCACGUUUCAUACGUGCCGGUCGUGCAUGGAGAGCAGAAGACCAAGCCUACUCAGAUGGCAAUCAAAGCCGUCCGCUCCGCAGGUCUGAUCCCGGAUCUGAUUGCGUGCCGUUGCGAGAAGCCAUUGGAUGCAGGAGCAAUUGACAAGAUUGCACGUUUCUGCCAAGUGCAGAAUGAGAAUGUGCUGGCAGUCAGAGACAUGCCAUCAACAUACCAGGUGCCAAUCCUCCUCCACGAGCAGAACCUGGUUAGGCUGCUCACUUCGGCCCUGCAAUUGGAUGCGCUCAAGCUCUCACCGGAGUUGAAAGAAAAGGGCGUCAACAUCUGGGAGACCUGGCGGCGCCUUACUCUGGGUCUUGAGCAUGUCCACGAGACCAUCGAGAUUGUUCUUGUUGGCAAGUAUCUCGACCAGCCCGAUGCUUACUGUUCAGUCAUCAAAGCCCUGGAGCACGCAGCGAUGUAUUGCCGGAAGAAGCUCAAGGUCAAGAAUGUUGACGCUGAGCAUCUAGAGACGGCCACCAACAGAACCGACCCUGCAGCGUACCACAAGGCGUGGCAUGACGUUUGCACGGCUUCGGGAAUUCUUGUGCCAGGUGGUUUCGGUAACAGAGGCACUGAAGGCAUGGUUGCCGCAGCACAUUGGGCAAGGACGAAUAAGACACCAUACCUGGGCGUGUGCUUGGGAAUGCAAAUCGCCGUGAUCGAAUUCGCACGCAAUGUGUGCAACGUUCCGCUGCCCAAGGCUACCUCUUUCGAAUUUGAUGGCAAUGAUCCGGAUCGGGUCGUGAUCGAUAUGCCAGAGCACAACCCUGGUCAAAUGGGCGCAACCAUGCGGUUGGGUAUCAAGCCAACAUUCUGGCAGCCCAAUUCGGAGUGGAGUAAGUUGCGGUCCCUCUACGGAGUGAAAAAUGACCACAUCAACGAGAGACACCGUCAUCGCUACGAAGUCAACCCGGAAUACAUCAGCCAACUUGAGGAGGCUGGCUUGACAUUCAUUGGCAAGGACGAGACAGGCGUCAGGAUGGAGGUCAUUGAAUUCAAGGAUCAUCCGUGGUUCGUUGGCGUCCAAUUCCACCCUGAGUACCUCAGUCGCGUCUUGGAACCAUCGAAGCCGUACUUGGGAUUCAUCGCCGCUAGUGCAGGCAUGCUGGAUGAGGUUGUGCGAAGGAGCCGAAGUGGCUGAGUGCCAUCAGGUCCAUGGAUUCUGGUGCAUAAUCUACCGCCUUAUCGACUCUUUGCUCCAGGUGUCCAGGGGGUGUUCGAGGCGGAGAAGACUCUUAAAUAAUAGAUUUAGACGGCCAGCUUCGAAGCCUAGCAGAUGGCCAAACCCCUACACAACGACUCUGGCAGGCGGUCGACUUUCCAGCGAGCAUAUCCUCUAUAUCGACUUGAUUGGAGUCAAUGGGAAAGCUUCCAAUGAUUGAAUUUGAAAAUGACUGGGGUAGGGACGAAGGUUGGACUUGCAAGAUGGACACAAGCCGUGGUAACGUAGAAUUGUACUUUAUUGUGCUUGCCAACACAGCAGGUCCCAGUCCAAUGCGAGAUUCAAUAGAAGCGGAGGAAGGUACGAGGACAACUGCUUCCUUCCGCCACCUAAUAAUAAUUGCAUCGCAUCUG
Molecule: messenger RNA, 2190 nt
Organism: Pseudocercospora fijiensis CIRAD86
Lineage: Eukaryota; Fungi; Ascomycota; Dothideomycetes; Mycosphaerellales; Mycosphaerellaceae
Exons: 3
Coding region: 41-1756 (571 amino acids)
Biological process (GO): pyrimidine nucleobase biosynthetic process; CTP biosynthetic process
Cellular component (GO): cytoophidium; cytoplasm
Molecular function (GO): CTP synthase activity; identical protein binding
Source: RefSeq, a predicted model, not a curated record